Messenger RNA from Arabidopsis lyrata subsp. lyrata, 1343 nucleotides. RefSeq lists its product as uncharacterized. Gene Ontology annotation, molecular function: phosphatidylglycerophosphatase activity. The record is from RefSeq and is a predicted model, not a curated record. NCBI's taxonomy places the organism in Eukaryota, Viridiplantae, Streptophyta, Magnoliopsida, Brassicales, Brassicaceae. The coding region runs from base 209 to 1225 and encodes 338 amino acids. The transcript is spliced from 5 exons.
UUAAGGUUAAUUAGCAUUGACUACUGUCCGUUUAUAUUUUUGGAAAUCAAAGCGUGUGGAAGAAAAAGAGUCAUCUCUUUCGUUUUCUAAAACAACUCCAAGAAAUCUGGAAAUUCUCGAUAAACACAACUUACAACUAAUUUUAAGGGUCAAAUAAAAGUAAAAUAACAAUAGUAUUAUAAAGAAGGCUGAGACGCAGACCACAUCGAUGGCUGCCUCCACUAGCUUCUACUACCCAAUCCCCAAAAGUUUCCUUCUUUCCCCUCCCCGUCACAAACGAAACCCUAAUCUCAUCUCCUGCUCCACCAAACCCAUUUGCUCUCCUCCUCCUUCGUCUUCUCUGCAAACGACAACAACCCAUCGAAGCCAAAAGCAGAAUCUGCGUCUACCCACGUUUGAAGAUUCGUUUCUUCUUUACCAAUUCAGCUCUCCGACCGAAGACCCAGGAUUUUCUAACCGGAUCCCUGAACAAUUCGACGGAGAGCCACGCGAAUUGGUGUUGCCGAGAGUAGAAGACAACAACAAGGGGUUGGCGAUUUCGUCGAACAUGUGGUGGGCAGAUCUGAAAGCGGCUCUUGGGCAACGAAUCAAUGUUGAGGGUAUCGUUUCUUCGGUCUCUGUUGUUGUUAAAGAUCGUCAAUUGGUUCUUCCGCAUGUUUCUGUGAAAGAUUUAAGAUACAUUGAUUGGGGAGAGCUGAAGAGAAAGGGUUUCAAAGGUGUAGUGUUUGACAAAGAUAAUACUCUUACGGCUCCUUAUUCUCUAGCGAUUUGGCCACCACUCCGGCCUUCUAUUGAGCGGUGUAAAGCCGUGUUUGGCCAUGACAUCGCCGUGUUUAGCAAUUCCGCUGGGCUUACGGAAUAUGAUCAUGAUGAUUCGAAAGCUAAAGCAUUGGAGGCUGAGAUAGGAAUUAGAGUGUUGAGGCAUAGAGUGAAGAAGCCUGCAGGAACUGCUGAAGAGGUCGAGAAACACUUUGGCUGCGCGUCUUCGGAGCUUAUCAUGGUGGGUGAUCGACCUUUCACAGAUAUCGUUUACGGGAACAGAAACGGAUUUCUAACAGUAUUAACCGAGCCUUUGAGUCGAGCUGAGGAGCCUUUCAUUGUUAGACAGGUGAGGAGAUUAGAGUUGGCCUUGUUGAAACGUUGGUUGAGAAAAGGUUUGAAGCCUGUGGAUCAUAGUUUGGUAUCAGAUGUAACACAGUUUGUUAAAGUUCCAUCAGAUUUGUAAGAACGAUUCUCAGUUUGCUAAAUCAACAACUUUGUUUCUUGUUUUUUUUUUGUGUAAUGGAAAUUUUGACUUUGGGUUUUGGCCAAAUGCAUCAAGAUGAGAAAUGCCAUUUUUGAUA